AUGAAAAUUGAAGUCGUCUCGGCGGUGCCACACGCCACCAUUCAUCAGGCGGUCUUGUCGCGGAGGAAUCGCUCGAUUUUCUGCGCGGGACCCUAUGAAGUGCUGCCGUUGGAGAAUUGCUUCGAGCCGCUUCCCAGCACGUCAUCGCUUGCCGAUUGCGCCGUCGAAUGUUUGGAAUUGUCGACAGACGAGCGAUCGAUUGGGGUGGCGACGAACGCGCUUCUCAAAAUCGCCGAUGUACAAACCGGACGCGAGGUGCGAAAUCUGUCCGGUCACACGCUGCCGAUCAACUCGCUGGCGGCGAGCAAGUUCUCCGUGUACAGCUGGUAUACGGGCUCAUCGGACUUCUCAUGGGCCCAAUGGGACACUCGAAUGCAUCCAUCAAAGGUGCUCGGCGCGCGCACAAGCGGCAUCGUGAGGAGUGUGGCCGUCUCCCCCGGGGACCGAUUUGUGGCCGUCGGAACGGACCAUUCAAUUCAGCUGUUCGACGCGCGCCAAAGGGAAUACAUCAAGCAAUUCGCGUGCUCGGGACAUCGAUUGGAGUUCAAUCCGACGGAGGUAUUAUUGUCGGCGGUCGGACACGAUCGCGUCGUUCGGUUCUUUUGCCUCGAGAAUCUCGAAAUGAUCUCACAAUCGGACCCAUUCCUCGACGACAUUCAAGCAUCAGCGUUUGACUCGCAUCUGAUGAUCGCAUCGACAAGCGAUUCGAUCAAUCUCCUCACAUGGGAGCCGUGCGAUAUUCUGGCGACAGUUCCGCUCAAAACCGUCGAAAAGGUUGUGAAUGUUGGCGUGAAUGGAGGUGUCGAACUUGAUUUUAUCUGUAUUGGCGAGACGACGGAGCGCGUCGAAAUGCGGACCUACUCGAUUGAGGAAUUAUUGUCGUACUCGCCGAGCCAAGAUUUGUCGGGAAGCAUUUACGAGGAGGAAGACGAGAUUGACGCCGCCAACGACGUUUCGCCAAUCGACGAGAUGAAAAAUAUCAUUCUCGAACCCGAUAUUCAAGCUGAAACAUCAGAAUCAUCAGUGCAGUCAGAUUCGGCUUCAAGCAAUAGCAAUCAUUCCAGUCCGGCAAGUCCUGAAAGGCCGGUAAUUAAGACAAGAUCGGCAACGGCGUCGCUGAAAGCCGGAAAACCGUCGACGCGUUCGUUGACGCCCGUCCUUUCAAAGCCGCCGUCGCUGAAAUCGCAACCGGCGACGCAUCCACGAACGAACGGCACCACACAAAGCAGAGGCAUGCGCGGCGCGAAACAAUCUCCAUCUCUCGGCGAUUUCCGCGGUUCGACGCAAUCUCUCCAAUCGCGAACGGAUAUUAAGAAGCGGUCGGCGUCGGCGCAACGCGAUUCGGAGACGAUAACGAUCACAUAUCUUGGGAGGCCGAGAACGCCGAGCGAAGGCGAGCACAUUGCGCGAGCAUCAUCGACGUUGCCAAGAAAACCGACGACGCUAGACGGCGCGCGACCGAAAGUGGCGGUGUCGAAACGCGGCUCGCCGGUGAAAAAGGCGACGAACGACGUUCGAGAGAAGCCGAGCGCUCAGCGGGAUAUUAUGAAUUGUUUGAAAGCGGCUCUCGGGAUUUGCAAGCAGCAAGAGAAAGAUACCCGUUCGCUGCUGAAAGUGAUUCAGAAGCGCGGCUCAAAUGCUUUAGUGUGCGCCGAAGUCAAGAAUGACGAUCGUUUGUCGAUAGCAGCGCUGAGAUUGAUCAAUGAAAAGAAUGAUUGGUCUUUAAAUAUGUGUAAUUCCUAUCUGCCAACCAUUAUAGACGGGCUUGUAAGCAGUGAUGAUGAACGACGGGCGGUUUGCCUCAAAUCAUUAGAUGUGAUUUCCGAUGAGAUGCCGGCGAAACUUGUCAAGUUUGCCAAUUCGAAUUCGCGAAUUGGCGUUGAUGUUGCCGCCGAGGAGCGCGCCGAGAAGGCCAAUAAUUGUUUAAAGAUGCUUCGCGAUAUUUGCAAAAAGCGUGAUUGGUAUUAUAAGCAAUUGAGCAAGGAAGAUGUCAUCAAACUUGAUGCAAUACUAGAACGAGUCAAAGUGUUAUAA
Molecule: messenger RNA, 2034 nt
Organism: Caenorhabditis bovis
Lineage: Eukaryota; Metazoa; Nematoda; Chromadorea; Rhabditida; Rhabditidae
Source: the annotation of a GenBank genome assembly